AGGAGGAACGUCUGGUCCGGCUGAUUGAAACCCAGCUUUGUGUUGGAUCGGCGUGACAAAUCUCAACACAGAAAGCAUCUUACUUAAUUUGUGUUUGAUGUAAAAAAGCAGCAGAACCACCUGGUUCCUGUGACUUGGUGUCGUGGCGCAGCCUGAGAAGCCAAUGUAGGGCACAUUUCCCCCGGAUGUUUGUCGGAUCCAGGACUACUUCCGCCCAGAGCAGAAUGAAUGUGGGUGUGGCACACAGUGAGGUGAACCCAAACACUCGGGUCAUGAACAGUCGUGGGAUCUGGCUGACCUAUGCCCUGGGGGUUGGAAUACUUCACAUGGUGCUCCUGAGCAUCCCCUUCUUCAGCGUGCCCGUGGUGUGGACGCUCACUAACGUUAUACACAACUUUGGAAUGUACGUGUUCAUGCAUGCGGUGAAAGGAACACCAUUUGAAACUCCAGACCAAGGCAAAGCCAGACUUCUCACACAUUGGGAGCAGCUGGACUACGGCGUGCAGUUCACUUCCUCCAGGAAGUUCUUCACCAUCUCUCCCAUCGUUCUAUACUUCCUGGCAAGCUUCUACACAAAGUAUGACAGCGCGCACUUUGUCAUAAACACGGCCUCGCUCCUGAGCGUUCUGAUCCCCAAGCUGCCCCAACUGCACGGAGUUCGGAUUUUUGGCAUCAACAAGUAUUAAUUCAUGUAGAGGUUGAGACGUGUGCAGCAGUGUGGACCAAUUCGUACAGUUUGUGUAAAUGUCUCUGUCGUCGUUUAGGUGCAUCGGGUUUAAAACAAACACCAGUAGGUUUGUCGUAUGCAUUACUAACUUAUUUGAAUAUUUAACAUGAUGUAUUUGCGGCCUGCGUAGACCUGGGCUGGCCCAGGAACCGGGAGGCCUGUUUUGUUUGUUUCUUCGCCCUCAAGUCACACGGCAACGAGUCCAGAGACCCCUAAAUGUAUUUUUCAAAGAUGUUUACUUCCUAAUGGUCGGGCUCUGUGGGUCGGUGGUACUCUCUCAUUUUGUAAUGGGUGUAAACUUGUUAAUGCUGAGUCUAGAAUAGAAUCACUCUUUAUCUGCACGUGAAUACCAGGGCGCGCCGUCUCAUUGUACAGUUGUUUAUUUGGUGAAUGUCAUGUACGUUAAUGACAAAGCCCUGUGUAGAAAUUUGAUAAAUUCUUGUUGUCUGAUGAGUGUUUCCUGAGGUUUACGGUCUCUGAUCGAUUUGCGUUCAUGUAGCUGCUCUAUUCUAUUUGACUUUAUCGUUAAGGCAGCUCCUCCUACUUUGUUUGGCCAUCGUUCUGUUUCUUAAUCUCAUUAAAAAGUGCGUGUCCUCCAACUGUUUCUUCUGACUGUUGUGCAUAAGCAUGUUUAUGGAAUAUCAAGAAUGUAAUCAGAUUAUUUCUAUUUAUUUGUGCAUUCUCUCAGAUUAUGAAGGAAUUUUAUACAUGGCUUACUUUAAGACAAAUACAGUCCAUUUACUACCCA
This is a messenger RNA of Pungitius pungitius (ninespine stickleback), 1475 nucleotides long. RefSeq names its product ORMDL sphingolipid biosynthesis regulator 1 (gene ormdl1). Gene Ontology annotation, biological process: intracellular sphingolipid homeostasis; ceramide metabolic process; sphingolipid biosynthetic process. NCBI's taxonomy places the organism in Eukaryota, Metazoa, Chordata, Actinopteri, Perciformes, Gasterosteidae. The transcript is spliced from 4 exons. The coding region runs from base 186 to 686 and encodes 166 amino acids. The record is from RefSeq and is a predicted model, not a curated record. Gene Ontology annotation, cellular component: endoplasmic reticulum membrane.